UUCCACACAGAUGAACCUACACGGGCUCAAAAAGACAGACUGUCCUGCAGAACACACACACACCGCUGGCUGUGGAUUCUCCAUCUUAUUCCUUCCAUCUGUAGGCCAUUUUUCAGAAACCCAGCAAAACCCACCUCAGGGAGCAGGAGACCGGAGAACAACAUGUGACUGAUCGUACGCCACUGUCGACAGCAUGCUUCGCCUCCAACAGACCUUGAUGUUGUGCUUUUGGUGUCUUUUACUCUUUCAUAGAAAAUCUGUGGCUGAUGAUGAGGCCCCCUGGGGACCGACACCGUCAAAAGAAAACACACCUGCAAAUAAACCAAGCUGGUUUUGGCCCCCAUCUCUGCUAACAUUUCCUUCAUUUUCGUUCCAUAUCCCUUUUUAUGGGAGUUCUGACAGUGAGGACGAGGCUGCUGUGUUGACCACAGGUGCCAAAGGGCUGACAGAACCAAUCAAUCACUUACAAGAUUCAGUUUCAGGGGAAGCGAGCAAUUCUGAAGCUUCUGAACCACCCACCACUUUGACUCAGGGGCUCGUAACCAGCGUGACAACGAUAAGAGCUGAAUCACUUCCCAAGGGGGCAUCCGAUUCUUCACACAGCAGAAUAACGCAUAGCAACAAUGAUACUCUUGUUUCAGACUCCUACUCUUCUACAAGCAGUUUCAUAACAAACACUCUGCUCACCGACAGUCCCACCAGCACAAAUGCUCCUGGACAAAAUGCAACGCAUCCUCUUCUGCCACAGAGCUCUACACAAGCAGCCAGACCCAGCACUAGUGCCACUGUAAGACACCUCCCAGAGGAACACACCGAUAGAGUCAAGGGUGGAGAUUUUACACAAGGCAUCUCUACAGUGAUGGCACCAGAAACAACAGUUCCCACUGCCUUGACAUGGGCAGCAGCCCAAACCACCACAACAAAUCCAGGACUUGUGGAGACCACACUGACCAGCAGACACCCUCUGGGGCUUGUUACUCCCCUUGCAUCCUCAGAAACCACAAGACCACAACAUAGGGCUGUUAGUAUUUCCCUUCACACUGUAGAGACCACAACUGGUGCUCACCCCACUCGGGGUGGGUCUGACUUGAGCUUCUCUAAGACCAGGCUGUGGCCUAUCAAGGAACUGUCAGGGGUAAUCACCACUGCCAUGGAGAUCGAUCACAAACCUGUGCUGGAAUCCAUAACAAGCACAACUCAGAGCCAAGGGGUUAACCUCCAAAUAGCAGCAGAGCUGCCAGAAAAAGAUGAUAAGGAGGAUGAGGAGGAUGAGGAGGCUGAGGAAAGUGUGGUUCCUUCAGCUGCAGAUGGGAAUGGUGACACAAGGUUGUCAGACAUUUCCACGCCAUCAGCUAAGCUGCUAACAACAUCCCAGCCACAGAGCAUAGGCAUUCUCCCAGAAACUCUGAAUAUUCCUCUGUACACUGAAGACUGGAUAUUUGAACCGGUAGACAGUGACACCACCUUUCUUCCAGACUGCAAUAAAGAACGCUCCAGGAUCUGCAACCUCUCAGAUAUCUGGGAUUCCACAACACCCUCAGAUGUAAAACCCCUACAAAACAUCACUGCCACGAACCAGUCAAUCAACCCCUUCCUGAUCCCAGCUCCACCCAUGCUGGUGCCCCUGUACACCGACUGGAACAGUGCCAUGGCAGCCUGGGGCCUGGCCUGGGAGGCACAUGUUUAUGGUGCUGGUUGUGUCUUUGCGAUGUUAACACUAGCCUCUGCGCUCAAUUUGCUCUGCUUGCCACUGCGGUGCCCAUCUGGAUGUGGCUACUUCGCCCUGGUCAGCCUCUUCCUCCUAGCUGCCGGCAGUACCAGAUCCUUCUCCCUCCUGUACGAUGCCUACGGUCACCAGGAUCGCUUACCCUCCACAGAAGCCUCACUUAUGCUCUAUGAAGCCCCAUUUCCCUGUUUGACUGCAGCUUUUGGUCUGGUUUUCCUGCUCCUCUCCAUGCGCUCAAGAAUGCAGCUCUCCUACUCAGCCUUCCAGAGACCCUGUUUCCUGGCCUGCUUGGUUGUCCUGCAUUUUGCGGCUGCAUUCGGUCCGGUGACAUUACUGAAGUUCUACCCACAAAAGCCUUCCCUUUGCCUCUUUCUGUCACUCAUCUCCCGUGGAGCCUUUGUCACACUAGCCACAUUUCUGUCUGCUGCCUAUUUUGUUUUCUACAUAUAUGUUAGGGCAGACUCCAAGCACAUCUACCACCUGAACAACACGUCCCCCACACCUGCUGAGCGCUACAAUCGCUGCCCCUUUGCUGAGAGCCGGGACUGGGACCGUGCAGCUGUAACAGUUUGUCUUUCAGCACUGUUUUCUUUGGCAUGUGCAGGACUGCAGCUGUAUGCAAUGCUGAAUGCUAUGGGUGUUGCAGGUGGAGAGGAGGUCUUCCACCCCUGGCCCUGGUGGGCUUUUCAGUUUAGUUGCAGGCUGUGUGAGCUCGGGGUUUGUCUCACCUUAGCCUUGGUGGUUGCACAGCCAGUCUACUGUUCUGACCACGUUCCAGCUGUAGGAAACUGCUGGACUGAACUGUUGGCAUCCAAAUCGUCCAUCCUCCCUGGGAGCUACCAGUGGACCCUAAACCAGCAGGAAAAGCUUGCUAUUGUGGAUACAGUAGGGCUUGGGGAGACUGAGAGCCUUCCUCUUUACACUCUGAUGGAUGAGAGAAUUGGAAGUAGUCUGAAUGGCCUAGACUUGCUCUACCACAGCAAUCGGGCAUUGGCAUACCGAGACCUGGACUUGGAUAUAGAGUUACAGAAGUCAGAAAAACCUGAGGACGGAGGACACAGAGAGCCAUCGGGCGGAUCCUCGUUUACCAGCGACUCCACUGCAGACCUGCGGCCACCUUCGCCCAUCAACCUGCGUCGCAGCAUAGAUGAGGCACUCUUCAGUGAAGCCCUCUUUUCCAUGAGCCUCUUUGGCCCUGCUAGGCCUAUUCUCUGCAGUGACCUAUCCAUAAACCACCACUGUACACUUCCCAGCAACAGCCUCUGUGAUCCUCUCUCAUCUGACCCUGGCCUUUAUCGGACUUCUUCCUGUGUGGAGAUGGCCAUGCAGCCACAGCCCCCUGCUAACCAAUGUCAAGGAGAAACUGUUGGAGGUGCUCCAUUUCCUUCCCUGCCCUCCUCCUCCAGUUGUUCAUCUCCUGAACGCUGGAGGGACACUUCUUCCUCUUCCUCACUGGUCCUCUGCAUGAGCCCAGACAAAUGCGCUCAACAACUUCUCCAGCAAGGGGACAUGGACCAUGUGGGACCCUGUGGCCACCAGACCAAUGCUGACCCACAAAGGCACUAUCAAACACUGGGUGCAGCCUCACAGGAGAGCCUGGACCUAGACAUGUCAUCUGAAGCAGAUCGAUCUGUACAGGAAGAGUUCAUUAGUGUUUGCAGACAAAUCGAUGCUGUGAGCAUCUGCAGCGAGACUAUUGACUUAUAAAAGGACAGUCAAGUCAAACAAGGGUUACAGUGAGGACUUGUUGCAAAGGGUGUCUGCUUUUUUGCAGCCUAUUUAUAGUGCAUGGACGUUUUUGCAUACACUAUAAAAGACAUAGCUGCCAAAAUUCAAUUUUUGAAAGAUUGAUAAGCUUUAUGUGCUUGUUAGUCAUCGUCGCUGAGGGUCUAAGUGCCAAGAAUGUCAAAAGCCAAAAGGUAAUUUUCAACUUCUACAUGUUUGAUAAAGGCUUAUGAGGUCUGACUCAGUGAGAAGAACAGUAACAUUUUACUAAGAGGAGAUAAUGAAUUUAUUUUUAUAAAUGUUUUUGCUUUCCAACAUUCCAACAUAGUUAGUGACUGAAUAAAUUAUAUACUACUGAAGUUAUACACUCAGAUUCUGCAGAAUAUCAUUGUCAUUAAAUCUCACAUUGAAUAAAUGGGAAUUAGAAUUAAGUUUAUCAUAACACAAGUGCUACGCUUCUUAAUGGCAGUUAUGGUGCAGCGCUGCCCUCUACUGAUAAAACGCACACAAUGUUACCUCAUCCCUCUAAAUUUACCCCCAGUGGACUGGAGGACUUCAAUAAGCAUCUUCUAUGACUGGCUUACUAAUUUAUGUGCAAUCAACAUUGCUCAACACCUUUUAAUAAAGUUUGCUUUUUAACAUCUGGCUUCUUUUACUCAAAGUCUAUGACAAUAUUGUGCAAUAUGGGGUCAUGUUAAUUAAGACACACAGACAUUUUGAUUUCUUUAUUUUUUUUUCCAUAGUGAAGAGCAAAAGUAACUUUCCUCUGUUUUACUGUAAACAUUUUCUGAACAGAUUUUCUCAAAAAUCCCUAAUUUAUUGAAUACCAAGUCGUUUCUGUCCAUCUAAACAGUCCUUCUUUACUGUACGGUUGUUGGACAGAGAAGCUACAAGUAUGUUCUGCUAACUGUAGCUAAAAUCAUAAAAAAGGUAAACUUAUUGUCACUCAGCUUUUUAGAUGGACUAACAGGGCUUAGUUCUGACAAAAUAUUUUAAAAACCUGAAUUCCCUCUUGAGGUGGGAGACUGAAAACAAGCAACAGAUAAUUUCAUCUGAAUACAGGUAUACUUCUUCAUACGAAUGUGUGAAUGUAGAUUUUCUCACGGUCUAUAACAUCUGCAAAAGGUCUGUUAAUUGAAACCCUGUGCAGGGUAAAUUAGCACACUGGAGACAGCAACUCAACUCUUACAACACAGAACAUUUAAAAAAAAGAAAUCUGGCAAACGGGCCAUCCAUAUGAAAAUGACAGAAAAGCCUACUGCUACACAAUCGGAAUGAUAAACACGAUGACGACACUGUUUCAAAGUAUGAAAAAGAGACGACAGUGAUGCAUUACCACGAUCCCGUUUCAGGGUACGUGUCUGGUCAAAAGAAACAGAAGUAAACCCAUCGCAGAGAACCUACGCAACAGUGAGCACAGAAAUGAACUAGUGGCAAGCCAAGAAGUGACUCCUGCCCAUUUUGGUUCUGAAGUUACAACAGAAGA
Molecule: messenger RNA, 4937 nt
Organism: Monopterus albus (swamp eel)
Lineage: Eukaryota; Metazoa; Chordata; Actinopteri; Synbranchiformes; Synbranchidae
Gene: prrt4b
Product: proline rich transmembrane protein 4b
Exons: 4
Coding region: 194-3433 (1079 amino acids)
Source: RefSeq, a predicted model, not a curated record